This is a messenger RNA of Tachyglossus aculeatus (Australian echidna), 1395 nucleotides long. RefSeq names its product zona pellucida sperm-binding protein 3-like. Gene Ontology annotation, biological process: binding of sperm to zona pellucida; egg coat formation; positive regulation of acrosome reaction. The transcript is spliced from 8 exons. Lineage: Eukaryota; Metazoa; Chordata; Mammalia; Monotremata; Tachyglossidae. Gene Ontology annotation, molecular function: acrosin binding. The coding region runs from base 1 to 1383 and encodes 460 amino acids. Gene Ontology annotation, cellular component: extracellular matrix. The record is from RefSeq and is a predicted model, not a curated record.
AUGGGGCUCCAGGGCCGACUGCAGGCCGUUCUUCUCUUCUGGGUGGUAUGGCAGGGGUGCCGUGUUGACCCCCAUGGGUUCCCUGAAAGCCCCUUCCCUUGGGCUCAGCGGGAUUUGGGGCAGACCCCACCACCGGCCGUGGCUGUGCGCUGUGAGGAGACUCUGCUGGUGGUGACCGUGCAGAGGGACCUGUUCGGGACCGGACGGCUGGUCCGGGCUGAGGACGUGACGCUGGGCCUGGCUGCCUGUCCCCCUAUGGACUCUGACCCCAUGGAUACCACUGUCACCUUUGAGAUUGGGCUCCAUGAGUGUGGCACAGAGCUGCAGAUGACAGCGGAUUCCCUAAUCUACAGAACCAUCCUCUACUACACCCCAAGCCCAGCCCAGAACCCCCUUAUAAUGAGGACCAACCCAGUGUCCAUCCCCAUCGAGUGCCGCUACCCCAGGAAGGACAAUGUGAGCAUCAGAGCCAUCCGGCCCACCUGGAUUCCCUUCCGCUCCACAAUAUGGGCGGAGGAGAGGUUGGGCUUCUCCCUGCGCCUCAUGGCUGAUGACUGGAGCAUGGAGAGGAGAUCCCUGUCCUUCCAGCUGGGGGAAAUCCUCCACAUCCAAGCUGAUGUCCAGACCGGCCACCAUGUGCCACUCAGGCUCUUUAUUGACCACUGUGUAGCCACCUCAACACCAGACAAGGCUUCCACCCCUCAAUACAGGAUCAUUGACUUCAACGGGUGCCUGGUGGACGGGAGAUGGGAUGAGGUCUCCUCGGCAUUCCUCUCCCCCAGACUUCAACAGGACACCCUGCGCUUCACGGUGGAUGUGUUCCGCUUUGCCGGAGAGCUGGGGAACCAGAUCUUCAUCACCUGCCACCUGAAAGUGACCGCUACUGCCCAGACCCCCGAUGCCCUGAACAAAGCCUGUUCCUAUGACCGAGCAGCUGAUGGCUGGACUCCAGUGGAGGGCCCCAGUACCAUCUGCAGCUGCUGUGAGACAGGGAACUGCAAACUCAUCCGACAGGACAGGAAACUUGGCCCCAAAGGCAGGAAGUCAGGAAGGCACCAGAGACAUGUGACUUCUCCUGAAGCGGACAUCCUGCUGGGCCCCUUGCACUGGCCUGAGAAGAACAUAGCAAAACCAGUGAUCACCACUCAAACCUCUAAAGGUACCAAGGGCACCAGCUGGACCUACCCAAUCCCUGGCUCUAGCCCUAAUUGUUCCCUUUCUCUCCUCUCCUCAGGACCAACAGAGCUGGGGCUGGUGGUGGCUACCAUGGUGGCUGCGGCCUGCAGCGGGGGCCUCCUCCUUCUCCUUCUCCUCCUCAAUCACAAGGGGCAAAGCAGCAUUGUUCCUGCUUUCCCUGACAGCACUUCUCCUCCUUCCGUGUAAAAGAACAAUAAA